Messenger RNA from Dendrobium catenatum, 932 nucleotides. RefSeq lists its product as uncharacterized. Bases 277 to 780 code for a protein of 167 amino acids. The transcript has 2 exons. The record is from RefSeq and is a predicted model, not a curated record. NCBI's taxonomy places the organism in Eukaryota, Viridiplantae, Streptophyta, Magnoliopsida, Asparagales, Orchidaceae.
UGUUUCUCAACCACUACUCAACAAAAUCGAACUACAAUGGCUGCCACAUACUGAUCGAAUGAAGCUCAUCUUCCACCUCCCCCAUCGUUUUCUUUCCACGUUUGUGGGCGACAUAUUAAAGUCGAAACAGCCUGAGAUACAGGAAAGCAAAGUUUGUGGCAUUUCCCUUUAUCUUUCCUGCUCUUCCCUCUUGAAUCGAUCUCUUCUUCCUCUUUCCCUUAUAUAGCUCUCUCUGCUCAUCUUUCUUAUAACAGUAUAGAGGGGAAAGAAGAGAGAAUGGGUAGCAAAGGUGGUGGCGCACUACAAUCCCCGUCGUCUCCGUCGUCGCCGUCGGUGGUUUGUUGCAUGUGCGGAGAUCGGGGGCUAUCACGGGAGCUCUUUCGGUGCAAACUCUGCGCCUUUCGCUCCCAACACAAAUAUUGCAGCGAUCUAUACCCGAGAGCAGAGGUCUAUCGAGCCUGUAACUGGUGCCUGAGGGAGGAAGCAGGAAGCAGGUUACUUUUGGUAGAACAGACGACGGUUGAUCGAAUUAUUUCAGCUUCCUCUUCUCCGGUAGGUGGCACAAGCUCGGGAUUGAAGCUCGCUCGUGGGGCGUUCUCGCCACAGCUUCUGAAUAAACCGGUGAAGAAGCAGAGAUUGGGUGACAGGCGGCUGCAGCCACCGUCGGAUUCCGGCGACCGGGGCAGCGGGGAGGAGCUGUCGCCGGGUUCUGGGAGGGGACGGCAGGUGUUUAGAGGAAAGGCGAGGAGGUAUAAGCUUUUGGAAGAGUUCUCUAGCUAGUUGAGGAGUUGAGGCAGGUUGGUAUUUGCGUGUAUGACAGAGAUUCUACAAGGAAUCUUUAUAGAAAAUUUUGGAAAGAAAUGUCUUUUUACUAUGGGAUUCUAUAUGAUCAAUUGAUCAUUGUAUUUAAUUAAGUUUUUAUCUUUUGUAGA